AUGUUUCGCCUAUUAAAGACUACAUUAUCCCUCAGCUUCAUACUAGUGCUGGCAUUGAUACAUCUGCCGGAUGUGCUCUCUUCACCACUGGAAUCAUCAGCUCGCUAUGAGUCGCGAAGCGCCAAUGCAGUUAAACACAUCGAGGAGGGCAAGCUCGGAGCAGUGGCAAGCGAGAGUGCUAUCUGCAGUCGUCAUGGAACGGAGAUGUUGAAAAUAGGCGGAAAUGCCGCCGAUGCUCUUGUUGCAACGAUAUUCUGCGUAGGAGUUGUUGGAAUGUACCAUAGUGGAAUCGCUGGAGGAGGGUUCACGUUGGUGAGGGCUCCUAACGGUUCGUACGAAUUCAUCGAUUUCCGCGAAACCGCGCCUGCAGCUGCGUUCGAGGAGAUGUUCAAGAACAACACCGGCGGAUCCACCACUGGAGGCUUAGCAAGUGGCGUUCCUGGUGAGGUGCGAGGCCUGGAGUACCUUCAUAAGAAAUAUGGUUCUCUUCCAUGGUCAACCGUCAUGCAACCUGCCAUCCAGACGGCCCGUCAAGGUUUCCCAGUUGGUCGUGAUCUCGUUCGUUAUAUGAACUCAGCCGUCGGGGGUGGAGAAGACUUCCUAUCUAAGAAUCCAACAUGGGCUAUUGACUUUGCUCCUAAUGGAACCCGUCUCGGUCUUGGGGAUACCAUCACCCGUAAACGCUACGCAGACACGCUGGAGACGAUUGCCAACAACGGCCCGGAUGCGUUCUAUACCGGCCCAAUUGCGGAAACCAUGAUACAGGCACUGCAGGCUGCCAACGGCACAAUGACGUUGGAAGACCUGCGUAACUACACCAUUGCUAUCCGAGACAUCUCGCAGAUUGACUACCGAGGGUAUAAAGUUACUGGAACAACCGCCCCCUCCAGCGGCACUGUCGCCUUGAACAUUCUUAAGGUUUUGGAUACUUACGACAGCUUCAUGGUACCCGACAACGUGAAUCUUAGCACGCAUCGUCUGGAUGAAGCUAUACGUUUCGGAUAUGGACUGAGAGCCGAACUGGGAGAUCCGUCCUUUCUUGAAGGUUUAGAUGAAUAUCAGAAAGGUAUGCUGGCACAGUCGACGGUUGAUGAGAUCCGUGGGAAGAUCUCCGACCUGCACACACAGAAUGUGUCUGCCUAUGAUCCUAAAGGCCUUGAGAGUCUUGAUACCCCUGGAACGUCUCAUAUCGCUGCUGUUGAUCAUACUGGACUUACGAUUUCCACUAUCACAACCAUCAACUUGCUUUUCGGCAGCAAGCUCAUGGUGCCAGAGACGGGAAUCAUUAUGAACAAUGAAAUGGAUGACUUCUCAACGCCCGGCUCGUCCAACGCUUUUGGAUACGUCCCUUCGGAGGCGAACUUCAUCCGACCCGGAAAGCGACCUCUGUCAUCUAUUACACCAACCAUUGUGACACAUAAGAAUGGAUCGGUCUUCUUUGUUGCGGGCUCGGCUGGCGGUAGUCGAAUCAUUACAGCGACUGUACAGAAUAUCAUCCACGCUGUCAAAUUCGAAUAUUCCUACAAUAAUGAGACAGUGGCUUUCAUGAAAUCUCUAGGCCACAAUGUGACAUGGGUUGCCCCAGGAGACAGCACUGCGCAGGCAAUCCGGGUAUUGCCGAACGGAACAUUCGAUGCCGCUGGCGAGCCUAGGCAACUUGACUCUGGCGGUUUCGCUGUCUGA
Molecule: messenger RNA, 1683 nt
Organism: Aspergillus nomiae NRRL 13137
Lineage: Eukaryota; Fungi; Ascomycota; Eurotiomycetes; Eurotiales; Aspergillaceae
Product: gamma-glutamyltransferase
Exons: 8
Coding region: 1-1683 (560 amino acids)
Biological process (GO): glutathione catabolic process
Cellular component (GO): plasma membrane
Molecular function (GO): glutathione gamma-glutamate hydrolase
Source: RefSeq, a predicted model, not a curated record